UGUUGGAAGGAGCGCUCCUGAAUCAUCAUCCUCGAGCAUCAAGUGGACACCUCUAGCCACGGAACUGCGUAUUCUAUUCACUUCAACGAGGACGAACAGCUCUUGAAUCAUUUUGAGACAGGAAACAAACUAGUAAUAUACUCUGCUGUCGUAUUUCUCAGUAAAUACCGGGUCACACGCAGAGCCUACAGUAAAGAAAAAGGGAAAAACGUGACACUGGAGAAACAUCAAAGAAUAUAGUGUAAAGCCACCUGUCAGACUGCGAUCACAAUGGGAAGGAAAAAAAUACAAAUCUCUCGUAUCCUGGACCAGCGGAAUAGACAGGUUACUUUCACCAAGCGUAAGUUUGGCCUGAUGAAGAAGGCGUAUGAGCUGAGUGUGUUGUGUGACUGUGAGAUUGCCCUCAUCAUCUUCAACAGCACCAACCGUCUGUUCCAGUACGCCAGCACUGACAUGGACAAGGUCCUACUCAAGUACACAGAGUACAGCGAGCCUCACGAGAGUAGGACCAACACAGACAUAAUGGAGACUCUGCGGAGGAAAGGCCUGGGUCUGGACGGGACAGAGCUGCUGGACACUGAGGAGCCCAUGCAGGUUGCAGCAGAGAAGUUCGGUCCACUAAGCGAGGGCAUGGACCUCUCCCUGGCCCGCCAGCGCUACUAUGCCCCCUCCCUGCUCUCACCCGAGGCCCAGUUCCUGGUGACUGCUGGCUGUGAGAAUGGAUACCCCAACUCGUCCAACCCCAGCCUGAGCUCCCACAGACCCCCUGCCUUCAAGCCAAUGGGCCCCAGACCAGGCUCAGUCAGCCCUGCAGGGCCCCACAGCCACGCUGCCUUCAUGUCUCCACACUCAGGUAUUGGCUACUCCAUGUUCUCCCAUGGUAACCUGAGCCGGGCCUUGGAGAUGAAGACUCCUCCCCCUUUGAACCUGGGCAAUGACAACCGGCGGGCAGAGAGCCACCCUGGUAUGGGUGGCAUUCGCGCCAACCUCAACAGUGCUAGAGACAUACUGUACCAGGGCAUGCACCCAGGGAACCACAUGCUGACCAUGGGGAAGGCAGGUCUGCUGGGCCAGAGUCUUGGGGGCUACGGCCUCUCUGCUGGACCAUCUGACUACAGCCACCCAGGUUUCUCCCAUGCUGUGAGUCUACAGCGUGGUACAGUGAACCCGUGGCAGACGGCACAACAGCAGGAGCAACAUGUACCCCACCUCAGCCCAGCGAUGUCCAGCGGAGGGUGCUCUUUUCCCUCUCAAGCCUCCACUCCCACCACUCCUCCUCACCCCUCCCUCAACCUCAGCAUCAAAUCAGAGCGGGCCUCCCCGGAGCGCAUCUGCUCUGCGACCUCUCCACCGCUGCAACAUCUGAGGCAGCACUCUCCAAUGAGCACCCCCGAUUCUGCUCGCCACACUCCCCAGGAACCUUACCCAGCCAAUGAGAGAGAGGAAUUCCUCAAAGGAGGUUUUCCCUACCCGGCUCAGCAAGGGGCAGAGGAGAAAGGGGGGCUGCCCCUGAGGCAAUUAGAAAUUAGCGAUGGGUGGCAGAGAUAGUUGGCAGCGACUACCACACACCCUCCUUCAAGCCAAAGCAAGCCUGCCACAUGGUUGCCCACUCACAGAGAGAGGAGGAUGGGGAGAUGAGGUUCAUUAAUUCACAUCAUCCCAGAGGAAAGAAAGACCCCCCUUAGAGCUGGGCUGGACUCUCCCUUGUGGGUGAUGAACAUGUGUCACUGCCUCUCUGAUCCUGAUAUAUUGCUUGGUGUGUUGUUGGGUUUUGUUGGUUUGUCUGUGUGUUGGGGUCAGAGGGUAUGUCAAACCACAUAUCAGUGUGGUUCUCUCAUCCUGUUUGAGCUACAGAGCAGAGGGUAAGGGAGAUUCAGUCAUUUAGCCAUGUUCUUAGAGCACUGUGUUUCAGAGUAGUACUUUACAUUCAGGUCCCCAGUUACAGUGCCUUCGGAAAGUAUUCAGACCCCUUGACUUUUUCCACAUUUUGUUAGAUUACAGUCUUAUUCUAAAAUUGAAUAAAUUGUUGUUUUUUCAUCAAUCUACACACAAUACCCCAUAAU
Oncorhynchus gorbuscha (pink salmon) is the source of this 2063-nucleotide messenger RNA. RefSeq names its product myocyte enhancer factor 2b (gene mef2b). The record is from RefSeq and is a predicted model, not a curated record. The transcript is spliced from 9 exons. The coding region runs from base 271 to 1548 and encodes 425 amino acids. NCBI's taxonomy places the organism in Eukaryota, Metazoa, Chordata, Actinopteri, Salmoniformes, Salmonidae. Gene Ontology annotation, biological process: positive regulation of transcription by RNA polymerase II. Gene Ontology annotation, molecular function: RNA polymerase II cis-regulatory region sequence-specific DNA binding; DNA-binding transcription factor activity, RNA polymerase II-specific; protein dimerization activity.